AUGAACGCUUGGUCGCUCUUGCUUGGUCUAGUGUUGAUCUUUUGCGGUAUCUGUUUGGCCUGCCGCGAUGAUUCACAAUGCGUGAAUGGCAUAUGUUGCUCAGGAUAUUGCUUUUGGGAUGUUCAGUGCCCACGAGUGUGUUUGAAAGACGCGGAUUGUCCUCGUGGCGAGGAAUGUAUAGAUUCGCUUUGUGGUCGACCAACACAGCCCACCAAGACUACAUUUUACUCUCUUACUGACAUCGUCUUCACUGAAAAACCGUAUACACCUCCUUAUGUAUCGAAUAGUUACAACAACAAGAACAACCAGAACUGUGUUUGGGAUGGUAAUUGCGUAGGAAGUGAAGCCUGUCAAGAAGGAAAAUGUGUUCUCGUCGACAAUCUCGAAUCUACAGGAAAACGAAAGGGAAACAGGGGACUUAUCAUAACUAUAAUCGUUUUUGGAGUAGUAGCGACAAUUAUUUCAAUUCUAUAUUUCUUGCGGGAAAGGAAAGUCAAGCGGCAAUUGCUCUUGCCUCGAGGCGGUCGAAGGGUAGUCAAUACAGAGGGUGCAAAAAUAAAUGGAGCAUCUCAUCGAGCGGAAAUUAACACUGCAACGGCAGCUUGUAAUAGUGCGGCUGUUAUUGAGAUAGAAGGAAUUACAGCUACUCAGCAACCACUUUUCCCUCCAUCGUGUAGUUCAAUGAAAUUUGAGAGACACUUAGACGGACAUGAGGAAAACAAUGAGACACCAAGAUAA
Pocillopora meandrina is the source of this 738-nucleotide messenger RNA. NCBI's taxonomy places the organism in Eukaryota, Metazoa, Cnidaria, Anthozoa, Scleractinia, Pocilloporidae. The record is from the annotation of a GenBank genome assembly.